UUUGGAUUUUGAUUUUGAGUAGUUGUCCCUGGAUGGUCCAUUUUCUAUGGAGUGGCGGCGGGAGUGUCAAGCAGCCGUAGAGGUGCUCGCUUAGUAAGACUUCCUUCACUCAGUGUCGUCUGGCUGGCUGUAUUAGCAUUGCCAAAGAGCCAUGCCUGAUUAUGUUGAGACAAACUUUGAUGAAAGAAGUGGGAUAGUGCCAUGCAAGGUGCCAUGGGGCAGGUGGUGGCAGACAGUUGCUGAAGUCCACACUGAGGUGGACAUACCUGUGGGAACGAAGUCAAAAUCCAUACAGGUAGUUGUCAAACCAUCUCACAUUAAGGUGGUGGUUUUGGACAAGGUGAUUUUUGAGGGACAACUGUUUGGGGUGGUGAGAGCAGACGAGACAGUAUGGACACUGGAAGACAAGAAAUUACUACACAUUGCUAUGUCCAAGGCUGAUGCCUGCAGCAAGGAGACACUAUGGGAGGGACUGCUGACUGACAACUUCCUCGCUGACCCCUGGACCAUCCAUGAAAUGAGAAAGAAAUUAGAUCUUGAACGAUUCCAGAUUGAGAAUCCUGGCUUUGACUUCAGUGGUGCUACACUCAAGAAAUGUUACGAUAAAGUUCCUCAGUCUGCCCUGGAGAAGUUGGAGGAGCAGAAAGCCUUGGAAGCACAGACUUCUUCACAACAGUCUGUCAAGUGAAGGCAGCUGAAGAUUUCUAGAAAAUACAAAUACAUGAACAGUAUUGUGAAGAUAAUUCACUCGCAUGUUAGUGAAACUGCAUUCAAGUUUGCAUUGCAACUAAUGGACAGUGUGAAUACUGUAUUGAAAUGCCAGCUUUCAGUUUCUUUUAAGGGAAUAUGUUUUAUUCUUUUUUUUUUGUUUCCUAUUAUAAGUUUCUUAUUUAUAUCAGAUAUCCUUAAUAUUAAGUGUUCAUAUUAUAAACAUUGUUUUAUUUAUUAUUCAAUUUAUUUUUAGCAUCUAUUUUACUAUAAAAUGUCUAGCUAGAUGUUUUUAUCCUAAAAGUACUUUAUUUUAAAUAUAUCAACUCUCUGGUCA
Procambarus clarkii (red swamp crayfish) is the source of this 1045-nucleotide messenger RNA. RefSeq names its product nudC domain-containing protein 2. Gene Ontology annotation, biological process: protein folding. Gene Ontology annotation, cellular component: cytoplasm. The record is from RefSeq and is a predicted model, not a curated record. Lineage: Eukaryota; Metazoa; Arthropoda; Malacostraca; Decapoda; Cambaridae.